Messenger RNA from Magallana angulata, 596 nucleotides. RefSeq lists its product as uncharacterized. Gene Ontology annotation, cellular component: extracellular region. The transcript has 3 exons. The record is from RefSeq and is a predicted model, not a curated record. Gene Ontology annotation, molecular function: hormone activity. NCBI's taxonomy places the organism in Eukaryota, Metazoa, Mollusca, Bivalvia, Ostreida, Ostreidae. The coding region runs from base 163 to 459 and encodes 98 amino acids.
AAAGCCACCCACUUAUAUUUCUUAGGUCCAAGCAAACAGAUCAUGGAUUUCGAUCUCUUUUGACAACUUUGUGGGUGAUGUGAAAAUUAAGGCGAAUUUAAAAAGUCCGUGACACGAGUCGGUUCUCUCUUUGGAAUAAGUUGUGGAACGAGACUCGGCAGAAUGAUACAGACGGUAACGCGGCAGAUCGUUGUCCUUGGGCUGUUACUGACCGUGACCUUUAGUGUGACCUUCAGCGCUCCCCUUGACCCGGAUCUAGAGUUGAUGGCCCUCGUCCCCCCUUCCAGACCCAGCGGGUUUCAAAACUUCCAGGAAAUGCAGCGCUAUUUAAUGGAGUUAAACAGAUUUUAUAACAUGAUGUCUCGGCCUAGAUACGGACGAGAUGUUCAUCAAAGAAAUAAACAGAAAUUGAAGAAAAUUAGUAAUCUGUUACAUUUGGCGGCACUCUCAGAAAUGUAGCUCGAGUUUUCCAAGUUCUAUUGGUCAUUAUUGUUAAGACAUACCUGUGUGGUGGGUUUUUUUGUAUGUGAAAUGAAUGUGCAACUUAUUCACGUUGAAGAAAAAGAAGAAGAAUAAUAAACUGCAUUCUGCGGAAA